Molecule: messenger RNA, 4174 nt
Organism: Trematomus bernacchii (emerald rockcod)
Lineage: Eukaryota; Metazoa; Chordata; Actinopteri; Perciformes; Nototheniidae
Gene: elfn1b
Product: extracellular leucine-rich repeat and fibronectin type III domain containing 1b
Cellular component (GO): plasma membrane
Molecular function (GO): protein binding
Source: RefSeq, a predicted model, not a curated record
CUCACACUAAGUACAGAGCGGCGAGCGAUGAGGAAGAAAGAGAAGAGGUGCUUGUCCAAUCAGCGAUGCAGAUGGCCACGGAAAACAUGAGCACCAGCCAAUCUGGCACCAGGACCGUUUCCUUUUGCCAAUUCAUACACAACAAAUCAAAUGCGACCCCCUAAUUAAACAAUUGAUACAGUUUACCUAGAGACACAUCCUGCCAAUGAAGUGAUACGAACCACUCCUGCUACUUACAAAUUCCUUACUUUUAUGACAAGACAAGCUAGACACAUUUUACCAUGCUGUGGCUUCACUUCAAGCAGCAAAUCUGAAAAAAAGCCAACCACUCAGUGACAUAUUACUGUACAAACAAGCCCUAACUCCUAUUCAAAUGGCUCUAGCCUGUGUGAGUAAAUGUUAGAUGGCAAGCACCUCUGCUCGGCUUUCUCCAAUGGAUAUUGUGACGACAUCCCAAAUGGCCCAGAAGACGGGAAAGGGACGGCAGAGACACAACGUGACCGGAGGCUCUUCUUCGGUGGUCCUGUCCACCGCCGGCUCCUUCCUCUGUUGGCUCGCCCUGCUGUCAAUUAUGCGGUUGCCAAUGGUAACAGCCGACUGCUGGCUCAUCGAAGGCGAGAAAGGCUUCGUGUGGCUCGCUAUCUGCAGCAUGAACCAGCCGCCUUACGAGGCCAUCCCCUCGCACAUUAACAGCACUAUUGUGGAUCUGCGGCUGAACGAGAACAAGAUUCGGUCGGUGCAUUUUUCCUCACUCAGCCGCUUUGGAAACCUCACCUAUCUGAACCUCACCAAGAACGAUAUCAGCUACGUGGAAGACGGAGCCUUCUCAUCACAAUUCAACCUGCAGGUUCUCCAGAUGGGUUUUAACAAGUUGAGGAACCUGACAGAGGGGAUGCUGCGAGGUUUGGGGAAGCUGCAGUAUCUCUACCUGCAAGCCAACCUCAUCGAGAGUGUUACACCCAACACCUUCUGGGAAUGCCCCAACAUCGAGAACAUCGACCUCUCCAUGAACAGGAUCCAGGUGCUAGAUGGCAGUUUGUUCUCCGGUCUCCCGAAGCUGACGACUUGUGAACUUUACACAAACCCCUUCAACUGCUCUUGUGAGCUGCUGGGGUUCCUGCGCUGGCUCUCAGCCUUCCCCAACAGGACCAGCGAGAGGAUGGUGUGCGACUCGCCUCAAGGAUUCUUCGGCUACAACCUCCUGAGCCAGAACCCCCGAAUGCCGACCCAACGCAACGCCUUGCACGUGCUCGGUCUUGUCUGCAUGGAUGAUGGUAGCGUGACGCCCUUUUACCCGAUUGGUGCGGCAGAUUCCACCACCCCUUUACCAGAUUUUGCCUCUCCCUGUGGAUUGGACGAUUGUGCUUCCGGGACCCCUCCUGACGAGGUGAUCAGCUUGGGCCCUCUUUACACCGACACCAAUCCCAUCAUGACGCUGAAGCAUGUGCAACAUUCGACCGCCGUGAUCACGGUUCAGAUUCCUCAUCCGUACAAGAAAAUGUACAUCCUGGUUCUUUAUAACAACAGCUUCUUCACAGAUAUCCAGAAUCUGAAAAGUCAAAGGGAAGAUAUUGAGCUCAAGAACUUAAAACCCAACACCGACUACAGGUACUGUGUGGCUUCGAUACGAAACUCCCUUCGAUUCAACCACACCUGUCUGACCAUCUCCACUGGACGCCGGGCCGGGCCUGAGAGGAGAGCCAAUCAGUCGUCAGCCACCCACUACAUCAUGACUAUCCUGGGCUGCUUGUUUGGCAUGUUAAUCUUCCUGGGUUUUAUUGUUCACUGCCUGAGGAAGAAGAGGAUCAUGCAGGCGAAGGAGAGGAAGAUGAGCAGGAUCCAAAGGACUCUGAUAGAGCUCAAGUACGGUGGAGAAGGGGAUAUAGAGGGAGGAAAUGGAGGAUCUGUUUCCCAAAAGCUGGGAGCUGGGGAAAGUCUGUCCAGAAUGCCCUACCUUCCUCAGGGCGCUGAGAUUGAUCCGUACAAGCUGCAGGAGGUGAUAGAAACACCGGUGCACAAGCCUGCUAAACUGAACUACAUGGAUGUGAGAGGAUCCGGGAUGGAGAGGGAGAGGGAGAGGGAGAGGGAGAGGGAGAGGGAACGAGAGCGAGAAAGGGAGAUGUCACCACAGGAAAAUCCCCAGGGCUCAGUAGCAGAGAUCUCAACCAUCGCUAAAGAAGUUGAUAAAGUCAACCAGAUCAUCAACAACUGUAUAGAUGCUCUCAAAUCUGAGUCUACCUCCUUUCAACAGGGCAUGAAAUCCCCUUCAAACGCAGGCGGAGGGGCUGUUUCUACCGCAGAGCCUCAGCUGGUGCUCCUCUCUGAGCAAGGAGAGAGAGAAAGAGGAAACGAGUUCCUCUCCCCGGUGUAUAAGGGAGGCAGAGGAGGGAGAGAGGAGAGGGGGAGAAGCUAUCAUCAUUCUCUGCAGCGACACCACAGCAUGGAGGCACCUCCGACCUCCAAAAGGCCCAGCACCUCCUCUUCUCCCGGUUCUGCCCGGAGCCCUCGCUCGUUCCGCUCAGAGGGAGGCUACCACUCGUCAGAGACCCGCUACAUCGAGAGGACCUCGCCCGGGGAAAGGGGAGAGAGGGGGGAAAGAGGGGAAAGAGGGGAAAGAGGGGAAAGAGGGGAAAGAGGGGGAGGCGGAGGAGGAGGAGGAGGAGAGGCCAUUCGUACGGUCAACCCAGCAGCGGCCAUCUUACGAGCUGAAGCCCAGAGGAUCCGCCAGUACAACGAACACCGUCACUCUUACCCCGGCUCCCAGCAGCACCUCCAGCCUGCAGCACCACCCUCAGAUCCUGCAGGAGCUCCACCACCACCCCGGGGCCGCAAGCCCUCCAUGUUAGACCCCAUCACCCUCAGCAGGCAGGCCAAGCAACGGGAGCUGGCCUACUCCCAACUCUCGCCACACUACCCGCUCUCGCCCCAGUACCACAACCUCAGCUAUUGCUCCAGCCCCGACGAAGACGAGGAGGACGAAGGGCUCCUGUGCACCCCCACCCUGGGGCUUUGGGAGAGGUUCAAGCUGCACCGCAAGAGGCACCGGCAGGCGUCCAUGGAGGACGAGGGAUACGUGGCAGCAGGACACGCGCUGAGGCGGAAAGUUCAGUUCGCCAAGGAUGAGGAUCUUCACGACAUUCUGGACUACUGGAAGGGUGUGUCCGCCCAGCAGAAGACCUGAUCUGGAGACGCCUAACACUUGGAGGAUGGAGAAUAACAACACUGCACCCAUAACAUAUUGAUACAGAUACAAAGAUAACCUGUAAAUACACACAAACACACACAGCUUACAGGAUCUAGACGUACACUUAUAUACACACACAUUUUACACAAACCAAGCCUUUGCUUCUGAGGAACAUGAAGGAGGACCAAACUAAUAUAUUAUAUUGAAAAUCAUAACUUAUAGAGAGACUGGGUUACUUUUUGUAAUGUAACACACAUUAUAGCUCAGACUUAUGUAGCUAUUUGUACUAAGUUUUGAAUGAAGAAAAAAAUUAUCAACAUAAGAGCAGAAACCUUAAAUGCUGCCGGGCAACCCAUCCUGAACACGGCUACGCUUUUAAUCUGCCUUGAGACCGACAUUGAUUAAAACCCGACCACGGCAGAUUAACCUCACCAAUUCUUAUUACCGCCGUGGAUUGAUUGAAGAUUUUGCUUUUACCCAAGGAGGUUGUUUUUGGCAUUGCGCCCUGCGAUCUAAAUGACAAUUUCUGGAUGGGUCGCCAGGCAACAGUAAUAUUCAACUGUGCUGAGAAUGAGUAGGUAGCUCUCGCCAGAGAGAGAGAGAGAGAGAGAGAGUAUAAUGUGCCAAAUCAAACAAAGGAGGAUAGUAGAGCCCUACUGUGUACCAACUUCUCCUCGCCACUGUUUUUAUAUACAGAAUUUAAAAAACCUAGAAUGAUAUGUUAUUACUAUUAAUUAUUCUUAUUACAUUACUGGUCUUCUUAUUAUUCCUAUGCUCCUCAUCAUUAAUGAUUAUAUUAUUUGAAUAUGGCAUGGCUCUGUCGUGUGACUGUGUUUUGACUGUUUUGAACCUCUCCGCUGAGAAGGGCACACCAACAGAGACAAACAGUUUGAUGGACGAGACAUUUGACUCCUUUUUCUACCAAGAGGAAUGUGCUCUCUGCUGAGCCAAUCACAAGCCCGUCUUUUUCUCUUGGUGAACCCCCCGCUA